AUGCAAAUUUUCGUCAAGACUUUAACUGGUAAGACCAUUACCUUAGAAGUUGAAUCUUCAGACACCAUUGACAACGUCAAGUCUAAGAUCCAAGACAAGGAAGGUAUUCCACCUGAUCAACAAAGAUUAAUCUUCGCUGGUAAGCAAUUGGAAGAUGGUAGAACCUUAUCUGAUUACAACAUCCAAAAGGAAUCCACAUUACACUUGGUCUUAAGAUUAAGAGGUGGUGGUAAGAAGAGAAAGAAGAAGGUCUACACCACCCCAAAGAAGAUUAAGCACAAGCACAGAAAGCACAAGUUAGCUGUCUUAACCUACUACAAGGUUGACAACGAUGGUAAGGUCGAAAGAUUGAGAAGAGAAUGUCCAUCUAUCACUUGUGGUGCUGGUAUCUUCAUGGCUGACAUGAAGGACAGACAAUACUGUGGUAAGUGUCACACUACCUUCAAAUCUAACUAA
This is a messenger RNA of Debaryomyces tyrocola, 456 nucleotides long. The record is from the annotation of a GenBank genome assembly. Lineage: Eukaryota; Fungi; Ascomycota; Pichiomycetes; Serinales; Debaryomycetaceae.